This is a messenger RNA of Beauveria bassiana ARSEF 2860, 2415 nucleotides long. RefSeq names its product succinate dehydrogenase. Lineage: Eukaryota; Fungi; Ascomycota; Sordariomycetes; Hypocreales; Cordycipitaceae. Bases 1 to 2415 code for a protein of 804 amino acids. The record is from RefSeq and is a predicted model, not a curated record. The transcript is spliced from 2 exons.
AUGCCCAUCUUCCAGGAAGAUAUCGACCACGCCCGCCCGCCUCUGGGCCAGCCGCUGCCCUCCCUGCCCUCCCUGCCACAAAGCGCCGCCCGGCUCGUCGACGACGCACCGCUCGGUCCCAGAUGUCUCUCCGAAGAAAGCCUCCCUGUCGAGCUAUGCGAAGGUCCCAUACCAGAUAGUCCCGGGAAAUGUCUCCAAACACCAGAAAACCACAAUGGGUCGCACAUACUCGACAGGACAGAGCUCAUCGAGAGAUUAAAACGAGGCGAAAGCCCGUCAUGGAUCCCCAGCCGCCGUCUCGAGACUCGAAAUCAUCAUUCCACCUCUCCAGAAUCUCAGACGUCACCGCAGUCUCCCAAUCUGCUCCCCUCUCCUCAAAUCACUCCAGACAAGGAUCAAUCCGCGUCACCGAUACCCACUCGACUGCACGAUGGCCUCAGCAUCGAGCGCCCACGCUCUGCCCUGCACCGCGGCGACUUUACACAUGAUGACUCCUCCUCUUCCAGGCGGGACGAGCGCCGCCGAAACCCGGCCUCGAGACACCGCAAGGACAACCUCUCGGUGGACAUGGCCUGGAUGGCCACCUCGCCGCCCCGGCCGUCCCUGCCCUUUGACCGGCACAGUUCUAUUGUCGAGCCCGGAACCAGCGUCAACUCGACGCUCUCGUCGUCAGUAUCUUCCACCUUUGCGUAUCAGCUGCCGACGAGCCCGCUCGCCCAGUCCGUCACCAACGAGGACCCCGAUGGCUUCGCAACGACGCCUUUCCGCGAGAGCGGUCUCCUCAGCGACAAGAUGCGCCUGUCCCACGGCAGCUACGACGAAACAACGUCACUCUUUUCGUCGCCUCUCAGAUCCUUCCACGACCAAGGACGCACCCCGGUCCGCAGAGAAGCAACAUUUCCCUACCAAGCGCACCAACCCCGACGAUCAUCCGGCUCUGGCAUGAACUUUCUGCAGCCUGGGGCCUCACCACAGAGCUCUGCGGCCCGCGCUCGCCGCCCGUCUCUUGGAGCCGACUCAUCUCCCUCGCUCCACGCCUCUAUGGUGGGCUCCUACGAGGAGAGCAUCCUGCAGGGCCGCAUGUCCACAACGCCGUCCAAGCCGUUUGACUUCAUGGCGCAGAUUGGCGUCCUCGGCAGGGGCAAGUGCAAGUCGCGCCUGCUAUGCCCGCCGCACGUCACCCUUUCCUUUCCCGCCGUCUUUUACAGCUACGACAGCACCAACGCCGCGCGGUCCCAGAGCAACGACGGGCCUAGUCCGUACGUCGGCCAGAUUGACCUCGAAAACGGCCUGCCCGACCCCGACGCCGAGGCCCAGAAGCGUCGCCGCGGCGCCGCUGCCGCCGACAUGGACGUGGACAUGCUUCUAGACGGGCCACUACCCCCCGCCAGCGAUACCCUCGGAGCCGCGCCGCUUAAGGCGCCACCCGGCGGCAGCUACCGCAUUCCGGAAAAGGGCCAGAUCCAAAUUGUCGUCAAAAACCAGAACAAGACGGCCGUCAAGCUCUUUCUCGUCCCCUACGACCUCGCUGGUAUGCCGCCCGGAACCAAGACGUUUAUUCGGCAACGCAGUUACUCGCAAGGGCCCAUCAUCGACAACCUGCCGAAUCUCGCGACAUUUUCAUUGCCAGCCGCCGCCGCCACCGCAGCUCUCGCACGUCCUACGCUCCGUUACCUCGUCCACUUGCACGUUUGUAGUCCGGGCAGGGGGCGCUUCUACCUGUACAAGAGCAUCCGCAUCGUCUUUGCCAACCGCGUCCCGGAGGGCAAGGAGAAACUGCGCAUUGAGACGACGCUACCCGAGCCGCGCUUCACCCCGUAUAAGCCCAUCCGGCAGAUGUACCACCACUCAUCCGCCAUCUCGUCGCCGUACGGCCGCUCCGGCGCCAUUCUCGCCGCGGACAAGGCUCGUCGUCGACGCAGUCUCGGUGUCCCAACCACCACAAGCAGCGAUGCGCACCGCUCGCCCUUUUCUGUCGCUACUCUCGGUACCCUGAAUCCGCCUCAGCCGCAACAGCGACUCAGAACGCCGCCUGGCAGCAGCUUCCUCGGCGCCGGCGCCGGCGCCGGCAACACACAUACCGUCGAGCCGGCCCCGUUCCGCUUCCCCGCGCGUCGGCUAAGCAGCGACGCGGGUGAUGCCAUUCCCGUAAUCAUCGAUGACGUCGAUGGGCCUCCGCGUUCGCCGAGCCGACCCUCGACACAGGACUCGGCUGCCGCCGCCUGGGGCUACGAGAAGCUCAGUAGAGGCGACGUCGGCUACGGCGGCGGCGUCUUUGCGGGGGACGCGGCGAGCAAUAGUUCUACAGGCGGCAGUGGAGCUAGAGGUGCUGGAGGCCCGGCUGAGGGGUUACUGUCGCAGAGGUUGCGGUCACUGGACGUGGACCAGAUGGACCAUGGCCUGCCUCCGUGUUGA